Hemiscyllium ocellatum (epaulette shark) is the source of this 1731-nucleotide messenger RNA. RefSeq lists its product as uncharacterized. Gene Ontology annotation, molecular function: transmembrane signaling receptor activity. Gene Ontology annotation, biological process: cell surface receptor signaling pathway. The transcript is spliced from 9 exons. The record is from RefSeq and is a predicted model, not a curated record. NCBI's taxonomy places the organism in Eukaryota, Metazoa, Chordata, Chondrichthyes, Orectolobiformes, Hemiscylliidae. The coding region runs from base 62 to 1108 and encodes 348 amino acids.
GAAAGGAAACCAACCCGCCGAUCUCUUUGUUCAAAGUAUUGGGUGGGAAUUUCAUCAGAAAAUGUUGGCUUUUUCAAUCAUUCUGUCAAUUGUUCAUUUUCACGUGCUGAUCGAAAUGCAUGAGAUAUAUGAUUUCCCGAAGCCGCGUGUGUCUCUGAAUCCAUCAUAUGAGGUGUUUUUGGAAGGAGAGACGACAGUGGUGAAGUGUAGCUGUCAAUGUCCAGUCACAAGGAUACACUGUUGCUACAGUCACUAUCUCGAGCACAGUGAAAUAAAUCUUCCUGAAGGACAAUGUGAAACAUCUUUAGAAUUAAAACUCCUAACGAGAGGUGAAUCAACUUACAAGUGUGAAUGUUUAUUUGCAUUGGCGAAUGGAACAUGGAGAAGAUCAGGAUUCACUGACCCCAUUCAGAUACACGUCAGUGAUCAACUCUCCAAACCAAUUAUUAAAGUGCUGCAAGAUUCCAGAGAUAAUUCAAACAGGGACAAUGUCGUGAUUUCCUGUAAAGGUGAGAUUCGGCCCGGAGAAGGGACAUUCUACUUGAACAACAGUUGGGGACCAGGUUCCAGAGGGCAUCAUCUUGAAGUGACUGGUCGUAAUGAUACCGUGUACUUUACCAUCAAUGCAUUUGAACAUACUUCUGCGGGAAAUUACAGUUGUCGUUAUGAAACAGUGGUAAAUGGAGUUGCCAUCUUUUCCCCAUUCAGUCAGUCAGUUUCAAUCACAGAGAAACGAAAGAUGGAUCGCCCAUCAAAAGGGACCAAGCCAAAAUUAUAUCUGUACAUCGGACUGGGAUGUGCUGCCGUGAUAAUUAUUUUAUUUGUGGUGAUGUGCCUUAUACGUAUCAAGAAAGGUCGAAAUAAACAUCGAAAUGUUCAGAGGACUUCAUCUUCAACAGUUCAAAAUAGACACAGUGAAAACCAUGAUGGCAUUUGUGGCAACGCCAAUUUGAUCUAUUACAACCACACGGGCGAGUAUUCCGAUGUGAACGACAAGAAAUGUGAAGGAGUUACUUAUGCAGUCUUGAACAUGGAUCAUAUGAAUAAAAAUGAAUCGGCCUCAGUCGUCAGGGAGGAGACCUGCGUGUACAUGGACGUGAAAACAUAACAACCUUUGUACUCUCACCUCCACGGUUGCCGUCUAUGUCUGUCAUGUUGCUUGCUGAAACUCAUCCUGUGAAUGAAUUCAACCCACAUCCAACUUCCCAUCCACUGAUACAGCAGUUAUCCUCCCCUGGUUCCCUGAAUCCUCAAAGUCAUUUUGGAGCAUUGCCAGAAUUUGAAAUACAGCAAGAUUCCCCCCGGAGGCCUCAUUCUGCACUCAGAAGAUAGAUCUGGCUAGAGUAUGAGAGAGAGUGAGGUCAGCAAGAUUUUCAUUUCUGGUUCAAGGGAUGUUUGGAAACGUUUCCAUCUCAAUUAGAAAAGUAUAUGCCAAUGACGUCCGGUGCUGCAAAGAUUUAUGUACACCAGAGAAUUAGGGGACUACAGCGUAUGACAAAAAGCUUCCAAGCAAGUGAAAGCAUAUGGAUGCACAAGAAAUACAGAGAAAAAUAAUAGACUGAUAUGUUCCUAAACAAAUAUUUUUAAAAAAGUAGUAAAUGUUAGAAUAUCACACGAACAGGAGUAGGCCAUUCCGGCCCUUCAGCCAGUUCUGCCAGUAAUCUGUUACCCAACUCUGUAGAGCUACCUUUAGUCCCUAAAUCUUUAAUACCUCUGCUUAACAAAAGCGUA